AGAGAAAAAGAGAGAUAGAGAUAGCAAGAGAAAGGAGAGAGAGAGAGAGAGAGAGAGAGAGAGAGAGAGAGAGAGAGAACAAACACUACAGGCUUUACAUGCACAUAUUCACACAGAACACCCUGAAAUCCCAAUGCCCGAGAGAGGCAGAAGAAGCUACUGAGAAAGCAAGGUCAGUACAGAGCAGACAAGCAAAGGUACGUCACCUUAGCACAAGAAACUACACGGUACUAGGAGGCUAGGACAAAUUUCAUCCAGGUGGAGCAGAAGUAAAGACCUUCCUCGUUCUGGGAUUAAGGAAAUGGAAACAGUGCAUCAGGAAGUCCUGGCUUGAUUCAGUGGACACUUUCAGUUUGAUGCAAUAUUCCUUGUGCUAGCUUUGGCAGUGCAAACACUUCACAGACUGACAGCAUGGAGAAACUCUCAGGCAAAGACAAGGAGCUGAUCCGGGACAGCUGGGAGAACCUCGGCAAGAACAAGGUCCCACAUGGCAUUGUCAUGUUUACAAGGCUUUUUGAGCUGGACCCAACUCUGCUGUCCCUGUUCAACUACAAAACCAAGUGUGGAGUCGUGCCAGAGUGCCUCUCCAGCCCAGAGUUCCUGGAGCAUGUCACCAAGGUGAUGUUGGUGAUUGACGCAGCUGUCAGCCAUCUUGAUGACCUGCAUACUUUGGAAGACUUUUUGUUGAACCUGGGCAAGAAGCACCAAGCUGUUGGCGUCAAAACCCAGUCCUUUGCUGUGGUUGGAGAGGCCCUGCUCUACAUGCUGCAGUGCAGUCUGGGGGCAGGCUACACAGCUGCACUGCGUCAGGCCUGGCUCAACAUGUACAGUAUCGUGGUGUCUGCCAUGACCAGAGGCUGGGCCAAAAAUGGAGAACACAAGUCCAAUUGAGCAGCAGCAGAAGAUAAAGUAAGAAUUACACUGAAGCUAGGUCAAUCAGUGGCAGACAUGCGGCUGCUUUGUAGUGUAGCUUGGGCAGAGAAGCCAGGCGUUACCAGAUGCGCUUAAGCAAGUUUAGGUGCUGACUGCCUAAAUAUCACUAGUGUAUGCCAUCUGAUCUUUUUCUAGCAAGUGGUUAGAGACGAUGAAAGCUUUGGGGGCAAUAAUUUGUAGGUUUGAUCUUUUGAAGCUGAGUCAACAUGGGGGGGGGGUUGUUUAAGGGUGAUGCCUCACGACUGGAACUUGCCUUGUAUAUAAUGGCUCGAUGUGUCUCCUCAAACUUUCUGUAAUGGCUGUUGUGCUGUUUGUGAUGUUUUUUACAUGAGUCUCAUGAAACGUAGAUUUGACUAUGCACCAGUCAGCCUGUACAACACAGAGCUGAAAGGCAUGUCUAGACCGCUCUCAAAGCUCCUUUGGAAAACCACAUGCUACAAAGCUCCCAUAACGUUCUAACUCAUAAUCUAAUAAACUGUGUAAUGUAAGUUCUAUUCUAGCGCAGUAAAUUAGCCAAAUUCAAAUGGUAGUAUAUUGUUUAAUCUACGUGAGGUGCACAGAUCCUUUUCCAGGUAUGAAAGUUUAACUUUUUCUAGUAUGACAAGUAAGCAGUCAGUGAAGGUGAUGAAGAAUGGCUUGAAAAAAGACAGUCCAUCAGUAUGAAUAUUACUGCAAUGAAUGAAUGAUUAUGACUGUUACAGAAGCUUUCCCACAAGAUUACAAAGACUGUUAGUUAUUCUGUGCCACGUUACUACCUUACAUGUUCAUAUUUCAUACAGUUAUUUUUUAUACACUCACAGAAGACUUGGCCAGACUGUUACUUACCAUGAAGAGACUGUUAUAUCAUGUACAGAUGAUCCAGCAGCAGUGACAGAUCUCCUCACUGGUUCAGAAUAGGGGGUGGUACAUUAAUCACCGGUGCAAUUGAAAUCUGGCAUAAUAAAGAUUAAGUCUGAAUUUAUUUAUUUUAACCAACACUGCUUCUGAAUGCCAUUUUUUGUAUAAUUUUUGUUUUAUAUGGCUUGCACACUGUAACAAAGGGAUUGGAAUCAUGUUUGUUUGCAUAAAUAUGAGCCGUAAGAAGUUAAAAGCGAUGAUUUCCUUUUUGCUGCUACAAAUAGAGUAUCAAAGUAUCUUAAUAGCACUAUGAUAACGCUGUUCAAUUUCUUUGGGAAAUAUUGCUACAUUUAAACUGAUGAUGCCAAGUAUUUUAACAUGUGCCAACCGACAAUGACAUUGUCUUAAGAAUAUAGUGGAGAGUGGGGCACAACCUAACACACUUUGUUGCUAUUCACUAGAAAAGCUACAUAUACAUCUCUGCUACAAACGACAAUGUAAACUUUGCUUUCAACACCUAUUCAGCCAGUUGAGCCUGAAGUGGCAGGAGUGCAAAUAUUACCACUUACCCUAUAGGUGGGGCUGAUUUUAAAAGGGGGAAAGGCUAAUCAUAAUGGUUGCUAAAAAGUCUGGUAAGUUGAUUCAAAAACAAUUAAUUCAAUACAAUGUUGUUUGAACCAGACUAGCUUUCCAAGUUAAAUACAUAAAAAUAUUUAUAAAAAUUAAGAUGUUUAGUGAAAAGAGAGUCAAACACUAGCAAACUUAUUUUUGACCACAAAAUGGAACUGAGAAUGGUAUCAGAAUGGUAAAAUUUAAAUAAAUUUGCUUUCAUCUCUUCUGAUAAAUCUGUGCAUAAAACAAAUUUUGAAUUUACAUAAGAGGAUAUGAACAUCUUUAAUAUUAUUCAGUGGGGGUUAGCUGUAACACUGCUUUAUGACUAGGGCUGCAACAAACCACUAUUUUCAUAAUCAAUUAGUCCAUUAUGGCAUCCAUUUAUCAAUUAGUUGGGAAACAAAAACCAGCAAAGUUUAGUCUGAAUUAGUCUGAUUAUUCUUUCUUUACAAAAAAACAACCAAAAAACACCAUAUCUUCUUAUUCAUAUUUUCUAAAAGCAGCUUUUAUCAAGGGCACAGCAACAGAUUGUCAGCAUUGCUCCUGGAAACUCUGUUUGUUCUGUAUUUCUUCUCUGAUGAUAAAGCCAAAAUAAAAUAAAUAGCUUCUGUGUGGUCAAUAAUAUCACAGACAGUCACACACAGUCCAGCCAUUAGCCUUGUCAGGUACAGAGAACUGAAGCAGCUCAUCACACA
Molecule: messenger RNA, 3077 nt
Organism: Colossoma macropomum (tambaqui)
Lineage: Eukaryota; Metazoa; Chordata; Actinopteri; Characiformes; Serrasalmidae
Gene: ngb
Product: neuroglobin
Exons: 5
Coding region: 412-891 (159 amino acids)
Molecular function (GO): oxygen binding; heme binding
Source: RefSeq, a predicted model, not a curated record